Molecule: messenger RNA, 2180 nt
Organism: Scylla paramamosain (green mud crab)
Lineage: Eukaryota; Metazoa; Arthropoda; Malacostraca; Decapoda; Portunidae
Product: patched domain-containing protein 3-like
Exons: 2
Coding region: 60-2180 (706 amino acids)
Cellular component (GO): membrane
Source: RefSeq, a predicted model, not a curated record
UGUCACAAGUGCGGCGUGAUGAACAGGGUUAUAUUCUCGGGGCCAGCGCUGCCUCUCACAUGUGGUUCACGCGAGUAAACAGAUCGGCACUGGAGAGCGGUGUUGUGAUCAAUGAUGCAGGGACAGGUAGCCAGGUGGACGCUGACACUCAUGAAUGGGAACAAGCAAUGGUCCGUAACUUACUAAAUCCCACGCAACGUCCACCCGAAGUACACUUUUAUCUCAUGUCAGCAUCCAGUUUCGGUACAGUGAGUGGUGAGAACAUUCAGAGCGACUUACAGUUUCUCAGUUUAGGUUUCGGAGUAGUGUUUGUGUUCGUGGUAUUGAUGUUAGGUCGUCGCAACCAAGUGGAGGCGAGACCGCUGCUCUCUCUGAUGGGGCUGUCAUGCGUGGGUCUGGCCAUCGUUGUUUCUUACGGCACCUGCUCCGCUUACGGCGUUCCUUACGGCCCUGUUAACAGCAUUCUUCCUUUCCUUUUGCUCGGAUUGGGAAUAGAUGACAUGUUCGUGAUUCUGGAGGCAUGGCAGAGCUUAAGUUCGGAGGAGCAGCAACACCCGCUAAGGGACAGGAUCGGGCUGGCCCUGGGUCGUGCAGGAGUGGCCAUCACGGUCACUUCCCUGACAGACUUCCUUGCCUUUGCUGUGGGCUGUACCACUGUCCUCCCUGCCCUAAGGUAUUUUUGUAUUUACUCCGCAAUCGGUAUAGUGUCGGUGUAUUUCUUUCAAGCUACAUUCUUUGUGGCCUGCCUGACCCUAGAUCAGCGCCGUCUGGAGGAUCGCCGUCAUGGUCUCUUCUGGUGCUGGAAGAUGUCCCCAGACUGGUCGCCGAACAGCUGCAGCCAACGCGACUUGUGUAAUGAGUUUUUCUCUCGCUUCUACGCCAAGUUUUUGUUGCAUCCCGCUGUGAGAGUCAUUGUAUUCCUCCUGACGAGCGUGUUAUUCUUUGCUUCCACAUGGGGCCUCACUAACCUCCGACAAGAAUUUGAUCCAAUUUGGUUUCUCCCUCAGGACUCUUACUUGUAUGAAUAUUUUGAAAAACAGAGAGAAUACUUUCCCUCGUCCGAGGAGCCGGGCUCUGUAUACUUAUCUAACAGUAGUCUAGAGAACGAAUUGCCCAAGAUACAAGAGCUUUCAGAAAGUCUCCGGUCUGUUGAGUACGUGGCUAAAGUUGACAGCUGGGUGGAUAAAUAUGUCGAGUACUGGGAGAACGCUAUCACGGCAAACCAAACUUUGUUCCCUGACCGCCUAACGCAAUUCCUGUUCUCGCCCAGCGGCGCUCAGUACCGCUCCCGCAACUUUAGAUUCAACUCUACCCUCAGGUGCAGAGAGGAUGCGCCCCCGGUCACAGCCACCAGAAUUGACUUCAGCUACAAAUUACUCUCGUCUUCCCGGGAGGAAGUGCAAGCAAUGGAGGCAGUGCGGACCAUUGUACAGGGAGCAAACAUGAGCGGCGAGGCUAGGGUGUGGGGGCGGGCGUUCUCCUCUUGGGAAACCAAUAAAGUGAUCAAGGAAGAGCUUUUUCGUAAUCUUGGCGUGGCACUGGUGGUAGUGGCGGUGGCGACUGUGGUGCUGUUGGCUAGUGUGGUGGCCAGCAGCAUGGUGGUGCUAUGUGUGCUGUUCACACUGGUGGACGUGGCCGCCCUCAUCCACUGGUGGGGCCUCACCAUAGACACCGUCUCCUGCAUCGACUUGGUGCUGGCAGUGGGCCUGUGUGUGGACUACGCGGUGCACGUGGCCCACACCUUCCUCACCAGGACUGGGAAUCGCGCCCAGAGAGCAGCAGACACUUUGGCCACCAUCGGACCGCCAGUUCUCAGCGGCGGAUUCUCCACUUUCCUCGCCUUCGUCUUUUUGGCAAACUCAUCUUCACACGUCUUCCAAAGUUUCUUCAAGAUUUUCUUCGGCGUGUGCGUCUAUGGUCUGUAUCACGGUCUCGUGUUCCUGCCGGUGCUGCUGUCCCUCAUUGGCCCUGCAAGCCACAACGCCAUCACGCCGCAGCACCUCACGCCUCCCCACACAAUCUCCAGUACCCGCUCCCCCCAUCCGUUGGAACAGAAAAACGGGAAAUUCGUAGAGAAAUCUCUUGACACGGAAGGGCGUGGUAUGCCGGCUGGCGAGAACAAGAAGGGAGUGGGAGAGUUCACUGUGGAUGGGGAAAGCAAAGUACCUCACACGACUUGA